This is a messenger RNA of Homarus americanus (American lobster), 4690 nucleotides long. RefSeq names its product Down syndrome cell adhesion molecule-like protein Dscam2. The transcript has 18 exons. NCBI's taxonomy places the organism in Eukaryota, Metazoa, Arthropoda, Malacostraca, Decapoda, Nephropidae. The coding region runs from base 676 to 2511 and encodes 611 amino acids. Gene Ontology annotation, molecular function: protein binding. The record is from RefSeq and is a predicted model, not a curated record.
CUUAAGGACGCCAGUGAGGGGGGGGAGGGGCGUAUAACUUCACUACGGUGGGCGUGGAAGGCGUGGGCGUGACUACAGCCACCCUGGCAGGACUACGCCCACACGCCCGCUACGCCGUCGUACUGCAAGCCUUCAACUCUAAGGGCGCCGGACCUGCCUCACCUCCCGCCCUGGGCACCACCCUACACGACAAACCGAGUGCUCCUCCCGGUCACGUGACAUGUGAGAGUGUGACGUCAUCAAGCCUGGUAGUGACGUGGUCGCCUCCUCCUCCGUCACAGGAACGGCGUCAUCACCAACUACCGCCUGGCUUACUCCCACGCCUCCUCCCACGGGAGGAGUGGCAGCGUGGUGUCAGAAGGGUUGAGAGCCACAGUAGCUGGUCUGACACCUUGGACCAACUACACGGUGACUGUGGCGGCGUCAACCAGAGCUGGGGAAGGUGUACACUCCCACCCCCUUGUGUGUACUACUGACCAGGACGUGCCAGAAGCGCCGGCGAGGGUGAAGGCAAUAGUGUCGGGUCCUCGGGCAGCCGUAGUGUCGUGGGCGCCGCCCGCACGCCCACACGGGCGUAUCAGCCGCUACACCGUCCACUGGGAACCAGCAGGUGGGCGUGGCUCCGCCCACAGCCGCCGUGUGGAGCCUCACCUGACGCACCUGACCCUACAUGACAUGUCUCACACCACACACCAGGUGUGGGUGACGGCGUCCACCAGGAUGGGUGAAGGUCCCGCGAGCAGCGUGGCCGUGGUCAAGCCCACACACACAGUGGCCGCGGGCGUGUGGUCGGUGGGCGGGAACGUGACGGCGGCUUGGAAGGAGGACGUGAGUCUAGCGUGUGGCGCCGUGGGUGUGCCGGAGCCUGACCUAACCUGGACCCACCAGAGGAAGCUGAUCCCUGUUACCCAUGACAGGUUCCGGGUACAGCCAGACGGGACUCUCACCUUGGCAGACAUACAGAGAAGCGACAGCGGCCACUACUCCUGUACCGCCACCAACCACCACGGCAGUGACGCCGUCACCUACAACCUUACCGUGCUAGUGCCUCCGUCAGCACCUUCCCUCCACGUGACGGAGACCACCGCCUCCUCCAUCAGGGUCCAGUGGAGUGUGGAGGACACGGGCGGCGCCGACCUCCAGGGAGCCACACUCCACUACAGGUCAGCGGGAGGGGAGUGGGUGAGGGCGGAGGUGGACGGUGAUCAGCGCUCCUACACGGUGACCAGCCUCAGGUGCGGCACCUUGCACCACUUCUACCUCACGGCUCACAACCACAUAGGCAGCAGCACGGCCUCCUCAACAGAAGCGGCCCGCACUAAGGGCCGGCCACCUGAGGCGCCGCCACAGUUCCAGUUCGUCACCAGCAACAGCUCGCAGGCGACGCUGUACCUGGCGCAGUGGGGGGACGGCGGCUGUACCAUCACCCACUUUAGUGUACAGUACCGCAGGGACUCCUCCAGGCACUGGACCACAGUUGGCAGCGAGAUACCGCCCGCCCGCACCUUCGCUGUGGGCGGGCUAGACGCAGGUGGCCGCUAUGAGCUGCGGGUGACCGCCCACAACUCUGCAGGAGCCACACCCGCCCACUACACCGUGACCACACCUGGCCAGGGCCUCCCAGGAGGCGCGGGUACGGGCGUGGGCGGAGGCGUGUGGGGCAGCGCGCCCUCCACCUCAGGGGCGUGGCAGGACCCGCGAGUGUUGGUCCCGGCCGCUGUCUCCGCCAUGGCGCUGCUGCUGACUGUGACCACUGUGUGUGUCUGUGUGAGGAAAAGACCCUCCAGCAGACCCUCACAGAAGGAGGUGGCGGACACGGAGGAGGAGGAGAAGACGACCCUACAGGCGCGGGAGGACGUGUACACCACCGUCAGGAGGCCCGCGCCCACGCCUCCCCACCAACACGACAACACUGGAGACUACAGCGAGGAGGACCUUUACCCCUACGCCACGGCCACCUUCCAGAUGGGCGGAGGCAGCCCGCCGCCCCCUGCUCCGCCCUCCCCGCCCACACACGCCCACCACCCACAACCACGUGGGCAGAAGGCCUUCACCGCCCUCGUCUACCAGGCGCCGUCACUACACGAUGUUGACUCCCCCAAUCUGAGUGAGGUAGACAGCCGGGGGUCAGGUCGAGGGGGGGUGAGCUACGAGGGGGAGCACUACAGUGGGGUGUUGACCCCCCAGGCUGACCCCCGCCCCCCUCCUCACCACCGCCGCCCCCUCAGACACCUCCGGACCAAAUCCCCCGCAAUGUCCGUUUCCCCUAAGACGAGGCGUACUCAACCCCAGCAGCAGCACCUUCAGCGCCUACAGCAUCUACAACAACAACAGCAGCACUAUCAGCAUCCCCAACAACCACCACAACCACAACACUACCAACAACCACAGAGUCAACACCAACAUCCUCUUCCUCCUCAACACCAGCACUAUCAGCAGCCUCAGCAUCACCAUCAGCAAAUUCAACAGCAACGAACUCUACGGCCUGCCUGUCAUCCAAGGCAGGUGUGAGUGAGAGGAGGUGGGCGUGGUCAUCCUACACACAGGUCAACAAAGAGGUCAAACAUCACGCGUCAUAAGAGGUCACUACAGCUGUGACCUCCUCCUUCUCUUCUUUAGAAUGUCACUGUGUAAACAAGAUCUUCCUGGAAAGUGAAAUGUCUUCCUGGAUGAGUCAAGAACUUCCUCGACAACGUGUGAUCUUCCUGGACAUUAAGAAGUCUUCCUGAAUCAGACAGUUCUUCACGUGGACGGAACGUAUCUGUCUAAGAGUACAUGUGCGUGUCUGUAGGAGUGUAUGUGCGUGUCUGUAGGAGUGUAUGUGCGUGUCUGUAGGAGUGUAUGUGCGUGUCUGUAGGAGUGUAUGUGCGUGUCUGUGGAAGUACAUGUGCGUGUCUGUAGGAGUGUAUGUGCGUGUCUGUAGGAGUGUAUGAGUGUGUCUGUGGAAGUACAUGUGCGUGUCUGUGGAAGUACAUGUGCGUGUCUGUAGGAGUGUAUGUGCGUGUCUGUAGGAGUGUAUGUGCGUGUCUGUAGGAGAGCACGAGUGUGUCUGUAUAGUCCUUUGGUAAUGUCUGUGUGUCUGUUAAAUAUAAAGAAAUUAACAAUCACCCGUGUUAAAAAUGUUACAUAAUGGACUGUGUUAUUUCUGUACAAUUGCUACAAGUUGUUGAAUAUUACAAGAGAAUAUUGAAUUAAUGUUUUAUGUUAAUGUGAGCAAGAUGGUUAUGAGGUAUAUGGUUUUAGAGGAAUAUUGAUGGAUAAUAACAUAAAAAAAUAUCAUGUUUGAGUGAAUUUGUUGCUAUCGUUGAAGACUGCAGUUAAAUGUUGCACGUGUUGCCUGUCUGCGAUGUUGAUAUAAAUAUGUUGAUAUCGAAUGUGUAUAUAAAGUUUUUGGGUGAUGUUGAUAAAUAUUACAAGAUGAACAAGAGCUGUGGUGAAUGUGUUAGUUUAUUGUGGAAAUUGGUGAAUAAUGUUGCUAUAAGUUGUUGAGUAUUGCAAUAAAAUGUUGCAUAUGUGGCUUUGUGUAUCUCAAUAUGUGCAAGAUGUUGACAAGGUAUAUGGCUUUUGAGAGAUACUGAUGACUACUGAACGAUUAACAGUUACGAAAACUGACUUAAAUUGUUGCCAAAAAAAUAAACAUUGCAGUAAAUGUUGCAUAUCUUGCUUACCUGUUAUCUCAAUGUAUAUAGAUGUUAAUAAUGGAUGUUUAUCAUUUUCUGGAGAGAUGUUUUGAUGACAAUGUUAAAAUGAAUGGCUGUGUUUACUGAGGGAACUAAUUGCUACGGAUUGUUGAAAAUUGCAAUUGGAUGUUGCAUAUAUAUUGCUUAGCCUGUUAAUAUAAGCAAGAUGUUGAUAAUGUUGGUUAUAGUUUCUGAGAGAUGUUGAUGGAUGUUCAGGUGAUAAUUGUGAUGGGGAGGUGAGGUGUUGCUACAGGUUGCUGACGAUUGCAUUAUAUUGUUGCACCUCUUGCUUUGUGUGUUAUCCUAACCCCUUGAGUACGAUAAUUUAAACCCUUGAGUACGACGACUUAUACCCUUGAGUGCGACGACUUAUACCCUUGAGUACGACGACUUAUACCCUUGAGUACGAUGACCUAACCCCUUCAAUAGACUUAACGUAUUUUUGGGUCAAUAUCUAGAACAUGGUAUAAUUCUCGUGACCUUAAUAUCCAAAGGUCGAAGGUUCGGGGUCAAUUAAAUAAAAAAUUAAUAAAAAUUGGUGAAAAAUUUGAUUAGUAAUGAGUGUAAAUUUAUAUAUAUACACCUGUACACAUCCUCAAAGACAUAACUUAUACAAUACAGGAAGACCCCUUGUUAAAUAUAUAUAUACAAACUGGUGUGUUUAUAUACAAUUAGUGAUAUAUUUAGAUUUUGUAAGUAUAUAUAUAUAGGAUAUGAAAUUAUAGACGUUCGUGUGUGAUAUAGGUUAUUUUAUACGAUAUAUAACUCAUGAGCUAUUAUAGAUGUUUGUGCUUAUAGCUCUUUUAAUAUAGGUGAUGAAGGUGAUACUGUUUAGGUCAUCUGUCUGUCUGUCUGUCUGUCUCUCUCUCUCUCUCUCUCUCUCACUGGUCUUAAGGUGUUGUGUUGGGAAGGUAAACUAACUAGCAUAUUGAAGGGUUGAAGGAAGGGACAGUGUAUAUGUUUAUUUGAGGUCCAACAACAACAACAACAACAAAAACAACAAUAACAAC